Molecule: messenger RNA, 483 nt
Organism: Eruca vesicaria subsp. sativa (arugula)
Lineage: Eukaryota; Viridiplantae; Streptophyta; Magnoliopsida; Brassicales; Brassicaceae
Source: the annotation of a GenBank genome assembly
AUGUUCUCGGAUCCUGUGGAGAAGUUCAAGGAAUUUUCGUUCAGGUUUCUUUUUGAGCAGACAGUAAAGUGUAAGGUGUUGAUGCCACAUUUCCGGAGGAUAGCAAUGCAGGUCGCAUACUACAAGGUCAGGUGCAGUCUCAGGUUUCACCGAGGAAGCAUGGCCGCCCAUGCAAGAUGCCGAGUGAUGGUGGGGAGCCUUCGAGGGUGUUCACCAGGAAGUGUCAGUGUGGGACCGUGCUUCAGAUUGCUUAGGAAGGAGGAUGGUGGAGGGUACAAUAUCACUGCGCAAACGGAGUUACUGGGAUUCUACAGAGGAUGUAGGUUAGCUGGGAAAGGCAGAAGGGUGAAUCGAUGGCAGAUUACUGCAAUGAUUACAUGCUCUACAAUGGAGAUGAGACACCGCAACAUUGGACCUUAUUGCGUGGUCGCUAAGUACAUGGUGCUCAACGCGUGUGGCGUGCAUGUGUGCGGGGCUGGUUAA